CCGACUGCCAGAGGCAGCACUUUCUCCCUUUUUCUCUCUUUCUCUCACUCUGCGCGGAGCGUGGGGGGGUGGGGGGAAGAGGAGAAGGAAUUCUUUCCCCGCCUAACAUUUCAAGGGACACAAUUCACUCCAAGUCUCUCCCCUCUCCAAGCCGCUUCCCAAGUGCGCCCGAUACCCGCAGUUCCUGACCCCAAAGCGAGAGCAGAGCCUCUCGGACCUCCAGCCCUCUUCCACGUCCUCCGCUUCCCUCCUCCUCUCGCCACCUCCACCUCCGCCGCCACCGCCACCUCCGGCACCCACCCCCCGCCGCCGCCGCCACCGGCAGCGCCUCCUCUCUCCUCCUCCUCCUCCUCCUCCCUCUUCGCUCUUUUUGGCAGCCGCGGGACGUCCGGUGUUGAUGGUGGCAGCGGCGGCAGCCUAAGCAACUGCAGCCUCGCAGCCCGCCGGCUCUCUCCCCGGCCUGCUCCUCGGCCCCGCACCCGUCUCCGAAGGCGCUGGGCAGACUCGGGCGGUCGAGGCGCAGCGGCUGUAGCGGCGGCGGGAGGCAGGAUGAGCGCACGCGGUGAGGGCGCCGGGCAGCCGUCCACUUCAGCGAAGGGACAACCUGCCGCCCCGGCGCCUCAGAAGAGAGGACGCGGCCGACCCAGGAAGCAGCAGCAAGAGCCAACCGGUGAGCCUUCUCCUAAGAGACCCAGGGGAAGACCUAAAGGGAGCAAGAACAAGAGCCCCUCCAAAGCAGCUCAGAAGAAAGCGGAAGCAACUGGGGAAAAGCGGCCAAGAGGCAGACCCCGGAAAUGGCCACAACAAGUUGUUCAGAAGAAGCCUGCUCAGGAGGAGACUGAGGAGACGUCCUCACAAGAGUCCGCGGAGGAGGACUAGGCAGCGCUGACCUCUACCUCACGCAGUUGAUCUUUGAAGGGAGAAGACACCGCAGUGACCACUUACUCUGUUGCCAGGGUCUUC
Nycticebus coucang (slow loris) is the source of this 963-nucleotide messenger RNA. RefSeq names its product high mobility group AT-hook 2 (gene HMGA2). The transcript is spliced from 5 exons. Gene Ontology annotation, molecular function: transcription coregulator activity; DNA binding. Lineage: Eukaryota; Metazoa; Chordata; Mammalia; Primates; Lorisidae. The record is from RefSeq and is a predicted model, not a curated record. Gene Ontology annotation, cellular component: nucleus; chromatin. Gene Ontology annotation, biological process: regulation of DNA-templated transcription. The coding region runs from base 550 to 879 and encodes 109 amino acids.